AAUAUUAAUUUUUAUGCUAGUUCUUGCAUAUGAUAAGACAAGUACAUAACUGAUAACUGAUAACGAUAAUAACUUCAAUUUAAACGGCUAAAAAUUGUUAUUCGAUUAAGAUCGUCGACGUCAUCGCGCGCACUCUGCUUUCGUGUCGUCAGACGAAAAAGUCUUGCGUUCUUUAUUAUAAGAAAUACUUCAUAAUGAAUGUUGUGUGGAUCCUAUUUACGGCGUUUGUCUUUACAGCCGCGAAAACCGAAGAAAAGGUGAACGACCGGCCCAUUAUUGGUAUCUUAACGCAGGAGAUAGAUUACAACUUGAAUAAGAAGUAUCCUAAUCAGUAUCACAGCUACAUCGCUGCGUCCUAUGUGAAAUUUGUAGAAGGUGCCGGCGCACGAUCAGUUCCAAUUUGGAUUGGUGGGAAUGAUUCAUACUACGAAGAUAUCUUAAGCAAGAUCAAUGGAGUUCUCUGGCCGGGAGGUGCAACGUAUUUCUUUCAGAAGGAAGGAUAUGCCGAUGCAGGCGAUGCGAUUUACAGGAUCGCGAAAAAAAUCAACGAGAGAGGCGAGUAUUUCCCGAUACUUGGCAUCUGCCUUGGUUUUGAACUCCUGACAUAUGUCGCGGCGAAUCGCGUCGAGCAUAGGACGUUGUGUUCCAGUAAUAGUCAACCUCUUCCGCUGGAAUUCAUGCGUGACUUUAGAGAUAGUAAUAUGUUUAAAAAUGCUCCAUCGAAUGUCAUAAGGAUCUUAGCUAGAGAAAACGUCACGGCGAAUUACCAUCACUAUUGCGUUACAAAAAAGGAUUUACGCCGUGUUAACUUGACUGACGAAUUUCAUGUAUUAUCGAUGAAUCGCGACAAGAAAGGCUUGAAAUUCAUUUCCACAUUGGAGCAUAAGCAGUUUCCAUUCUACGGAUUGCAAUUCCAUCCGGAGAAGAAUCUCUAUGAAUGGGUGACUGGGAAGAAUAUUCCUCAUGGGCAUAACGCCACUGUGGUAUCUCAAUAUUUCGCCAAUUUCUUCAUUAAUGAGGCUCGCAAAAAUUCGCACGAAUUUAGAACGAAAGAGGAAGAGGAACAAAGACUGAUUUACAACUAUCCUGUUACUUACACAGCGCCACAGAAUUCGACUUAUGAGCAAUGUUAUAUGUUUAAGAAAAGCGACCGCGACGGUCUUCUUAUAGAGAAUGAUAUAUAAAAUUUAGCAUGUUUAUAUUUAUUCUUAAGAUAGGAAAACACACACAACGUCGCUUUUUUCCAUGCACAAAUGUCUUAUGUUCCCAACCGGUUUAUACAAAACGUCUUUGUAAACGGAUUUGUCUAUUUUUUCACUGUCUAAUUAUAUCAUCCGGGUAGCCGCGUAAUAAAUAGAUGAGAAUCAUGUGACUUGUUAAUUUUGUGUUAAUAAAAGUAUCGUUAAUGUAACAAGACGGCACUAGGGAGCACACAAACAAAAGAUUGGUACGCGUAAUUUCCACAUUUAACAUAACACCAGUGUAUAUUGUGUCACAACUGGGAUACAUAAUAUUACAAUGGUGCAUAAUAAAAUUCUAUACAUAUUUUUGUUCUAUCUAAA
Pogonomyrmex barbatus (red harvester ant) is the source of this 1562-nucleotide messenger RNA. Its product is annotated as gamma-glutamyl hydrolase-like. The record is from RefSeq and is a predicted model, not a curated record. Gene Ontology annotation, biological process: tetrahydrofolylpolyglutamate metabolic process. Lineage: Eukaryota; Metazoa; Arthropoda; Insecta; Hymenoptera; Formicidae. Gene Ontology annotation, cellular component: vacuole. Gene Ontology annotation, molecular function: gamma-glutamyl-peptidase activity.